UUUGAUGAUUUUCCCCUGGCAAAAAAGGGAUUCUAACAAUAUUGACCAACCAAAUAUGUCCCUUUAACUGUGGGAGAGCCAUGCUUCGGCACGAAUGGGUCGACUCGACCAGAGUGAGACCACGGCCUCACAGAAAACCGGCGUAAAAAAAAAGCCCAGCUUGGUGUAUCAAAUUGCGUGUGACGUUGCCGGAGACCCAAUCAUUUCCCUUUCAUCCCUAAUCCCCAAAUUCCAAAUCUCAAAUCCUUUACAACCUACAAAAGGCCAACAAUGCACUUGUAACUCCUUUGGUGUUGUGGAUGUGUGUGGCUAAUUACUAAGCGUCGGGAUUAGUCUCUGCUCGUUUGCCGACCAAAU
Molecule: messenger RNA, 357 nt
Organism: Spodoptera exigua (beet armyworm)
Lineage: Eukaryota; Metazoa; Arthropoda; Insecta; Lepidoptera; Noctuidae
Source: the annotation of a GenBank genome assembly